Molecule: messenger RNA, 2677 nt
Organism: Topomyia yanbarensis
Lineage: Eukaryota; Metazoa; Arthropoda; Insecta; Diptera; Culicidae
Product: RNA-binding protein 33
Exons: 6
Coding region: 589-2493 (634 amino acids)
Molecular function (GO): protein binding
Source: RefSeq, a predicted model, not a curated record
CAUUCAGAAGGAGAAAAAAUCGUCAUUCAGCAGCCAUUUCCAAUCGAUGCGUGUUCGUGAUUUUAAUACUUCUGACAAAAGCAGGUGGAGUUUUGAGCUUAUUAUUGAUUUGCAUUUGAUAAACGAAGGCAAAAACUAGUAGCCGUACGAGUAUUUAAUAAUUUCUAGUGGUAAAUAGUGUGAGCUACAAUUAAAGCAGGAAUUAUAAAACAACUAUUGCUAUGAAAAUAUUCAUCUAUCUAGAAGCAGCUGGUUAAUGUGUUCCAUGUUAUGGUUUUGGAUGAGGAACUAUGAAACUCUAGUAAAAUACCUAAGAUGGCUAACGCACGCUAAAGUGUAAGGACAUGUCUAAAAAAAAUUAUGAAAAGGGCAGAACAACAGGAUUUUCGAAUUCUCAUUAGUGUUAUGUUAUUGUAUAUUGUUUACUUUUGAAUGUGUUAGUUAUCCUAGAACACAGAUAAAAGUUACUAUAGGCGCGAAGCGUUCAUGCAGGUUCAUGAACCUACUAGAAAGUGUUUAAAGACUGUCAUAUUACUGACGUGAGCAAAUCGAUACAAACAAACAAACCAAAGGUGAAUCGGGAAAGAAAUGAUAAACUUCAAUUGGUUUGGCAGUGCGAUCUGCCUAAUUUCCUUGCUAGCGCUAUAUUUGAGCACGGUCACCGGACAAGCUUUGGGCGGGUUUCCCGCGCAGCACUCGAUUACCAAGCGAAUGGAUCUCGAGACCUGUUUGGUGCACUUCGAUAUCCACUUGAACACGAUCAUUCGCACCGAGGAGUCACGCUCGAUGGGUGCCAAGUUUCUGGACGACGCCGACGUUAGCUCAAGGGAACAGUGCCUGCGGCUGUGCUGCGAGACCGAGAACUGUGACGUGUUUGUGUUCGAGGAGAAGAAUCAGGGCACCUGUUUCCUUUUCCAGUGUGGACCGCCAACCGAUUUCCAUUGCAAAUUCACUCGUCAUUCAAACUACACUAGCGCGGUGCUGAAGAUCCCAUCUGUAGAACCACCACCUCCGGCAUUGGUCAAUCAGAUCCAUUCUGUGGUCCAGCCGCCUCAGGUAUCCAGUUUACCCAAACUCUCACAGCACGAGCUAGAAUUGGUUAAUCUGAAAGCACCAAAAUCAGCUCUUAGAAGUGACCUUACAACAACUACUUUGCUUCCACCUCUCGGCGUUCAACUCGGGCAACUCCCCACCACAACCACAGCAAGACCCAUAACACCAUCCCAGUGUGGUCACUACGAAUUUCCGUGCCACUCGGGAGAGUGUAUUGCCGUGUACAAUGCCUGCGACGGGAUUCCCCAGUGCGCCGACGGUAGUGACGAGGGACCAGAAUGUCGACGACCUCCACCAGUGAAACCCUUCCAACCUGUUCAAAUUCCUGCGAGCGAUGGCCAGAUGAAUCCUAUGCCACUAUCGAACACCCCAAUUUUCCCAGCCGACCUGCAGCAGCAGCAGUUGAGGGGACUUCAGCAGCAGCAGGAGGAGCAGAAGAUGGCUCAUCAGAUGCCGCACAACCGGGAAGAUCCUAUGACGGCACCGAAAGCAUGGCCCCGACCACUGGUCAAUUCUCAGGGAUCGUAUGUGGAUACUGCCGAUAGCCGCAUAUUCAACCACAAAGGAGGUCUUCAGCUCGCAUCCAACCAAAAUUCUCCUCUUCAAUACCAGGACUCUCUUCCGGACACCAGUUACGUUCCUAACAUCCCCAGAAACAGUCCAUAUUUGCCACUCCAAGGUGGGUAUCAAUCUGGUCCUGCUCAGUGGACCGAUCCACGACUGUCUGCUCCCCCGAGACAAAUGUGGCCUAACCAACCUUCAAUAGCCCAGGAACAGUACAUUCAGCCCCCGCCUCAGCAUCAACCGGAUCCAGUUCAACCACCGCCUCAGCCUGCACAAAUAUUACCCCCUCAGCAACAGUUGCCUCAGCAGCAACAAACCGCACCGGUCAAUCCAAAUUCAACCGGGGAUCAAUCUAAACCAAUUACCGCAAACAUCGAGGCCCCGAAAAAGUCCCCUGAAACACAUAAAUCUGCCUCGAAAAUAUCAGAGGAAUAUGACUCCGAUGAAGAUCAAUACCAGGAUGGCAAAAGCUCCAACGAGUAUCAAGAGGAAGAGAAACCGGACCCUCCACAAAAGAAGAAACAACGAAAACAUCACAAACAACAGCAUGGCGAGGAACAUAAGAAAAAGAAUAAGUCUAAAACAACCAAAAAAGAUAAAGCUACCGGACAUGAAGGCAGUGAUCAUGCGGCUCCCGUCCAUGAACAUCUCAAGAUGUUGCGAAACGAUCUGGAGAUUGAAUUUGCAGACCACGAUGGACUGGCGGAACGACCUGGUGGAGCGGUACUUUCCCUAACGCUUGGAGCCAUACUAACUGCAGCUUUAGCUAUCCUAAUAGGAUGUCGCAUGAAGGUAGCCCGACGAAGGAUACGACGACAGGGCAAAUCGUCCUACGCCCACGAUGCGGAUUUCCUUGUGAAUGGAAUGUAUUUGUAGUAAGCACUUGUAGAAUAUAAAUCGGGAGUGUCUAUUGGUUGUUAUCAAAACUAGUUUGAUUCAUUUGAAAACAUUUUAAAAGGUACAUCCUAGCUUCAAGAAACAUUUCAUUAGAUUGUAAGAAAUUAUGCUUUCUGUUUGCCAGCCACAUUUUUUUGUUAAUAAAAAUUUAUUGGAACUCCUA